AAGAAGCGAUAAGAAAUCAUCAUAAUAAUAGAGAUACGGGACGUAAAUGGAUAAAACUAGCAAAGGCAAAGAAGAAGAAGAAGAAGGCCGUAAAGGCAUAAAAGCAAGGAUAAAGAAUAUUAUCUUAGGACCGGUUCCGUCAUCUACAAGAGUAAUACCAGAGACAAAUGCUAGGAUGAUAUCUAAGCUUUUAUGGAGUUGGCUGGAUCAUUUGAUGGUUAUAGGGUUUAAAAGGCCACUUGAAGCAAGUGAUUUAUGGUGUAUUGAUGAAAAACGGACAUCCAUAAGAUUAGAUGAAAAGUUCACGGAAAAUUAUGAGAAACAUAAGGAAAAGAAGCACGCAGUGUUAUUUGCGUUGAAUGAUACAUUUCGUAAUUAUUAUUGGUCGGCUACUAUUUUUAAAUUUGUAGCGGAUAUAUUAAUUGUUUCGUCAUCACUUUUAGUUAAACAAAUUAUUAUAUUUUCUCAAAAAAGGGCAUUACAUGAACAAAAUCCAGAUAUUUAUCCGAAACAAUACGUAGCAUAUGGUAUUAUGCUUUGUUUUGUGUUAUGUUUAUUUCAAUUAACAUCUUCGCUUUGUCUUCAUCAAUCAUUUUAUCGAAGUAUGGUUGUAGGAGCAUUAUCAAGGACGGCAUUAGUGUCAUCUAUUUAUCGCAAAAGUUUUUUUCUUAAAAAUAAACAGAGAUUAGUUUAUAAUAAUGGAAAAAUCAUGAAUAUAAUCAAUACCGAUGUCACUAAUGUGGAUACUGCUCUUGGAUAUGCACAUAUUUUAUGGACGACAACAUUUCAGAUUCUUCUGAUUUUUUUGGUUAUAUUCGCAAAUCUUGGUGUCACUGCAUUUUUAGGGCUUUCCUUAUCACUUAUUUCUAUUCCUUUAUUGGGAAAAGUAUCAAAAGCUUUUAUCGCUAAAAAUCUCAAAAUUUCUUCCAUUGCAGACAUUCGUGCUCGUGUAACAAGUGAAGCACUUCAAUCUAUUAAAAUAAUCAAGUUUUGUGCAUGGGAAAAGUUUUUUUUAGAUAAAAUAACAAAUCUAAGAAAAGAUGAAGAAAAAAUAAUUAAAAUACUUAUAGCCAUGCGGUCAUUUGCUGAUUCUACAUUAAUGGUUUUACCAUUUUUUUGCAUUGUAUUAACCUUUAUUACAUACUAUUUAGUAAAAAAGAAUCUGGAUCCUGCAAUUAUGUUCUCGUCGCUAACUCUUUUUAACCAUUUAAGGAUUUCUUUUAUGCAUUUACCUUUUGCGGUGGGCAUUACUAGUAAUAUGCUUGCUUCAUUGAAAAGGAUUCAAGCAAUGCUUUCUGAUGAGGACGAUUUUGAAAAUUCCGAUCAAGUAAAAGAAUUUAGAAAUACUUUAGCAUAUCAAGAACCCGAACAUUCUCAGGAAGAAGAAUCCAACGAUGCAAUUGUUAUUAGAAAUGGAUAUUUUACAUGGGCAUCAGAUGAUGCCUUACAUCAAAAUCUAGAAAAGGAAAAAGUAAAAAAUUCAAAAAGUACUUUUUUUAGGAGAAAAAAAUCAUUAAAUCAGUCUAAUGAUUUAGAAAAGAAAAAUAAAAAAGAAACCGAGAAUGAGGAAUUAAAUAAGGAAAAAAAAGAACACAUUUCGGAUGAUGAUCAUGCAUUACAAGAAAAAAAUGAAGUUGAGAAUGAUCCUGAAAAAAGCUAUAUAAAAAAAGAUAUCAAAGUAGAUCUUAAAAAUAUUAACUUAAGAAUCGGGAAAGGGCAGCUUGUAUGCAUCGUGGGUCCUAUUGGUUCAGGAAAAAGUACACUUCUUCUUUCUAUUAUUAACGAAGUAUAUAAACUCAGCGGAACAAUAGAGUUAAAUGGCACAGUUAGUUACUGUUCUCAGAUUUCAUGGAUUCAAAAUUCAACUAUUAUUGAUAACAUUUUAUUCGGCGAGCCAUAUGAUGAACAAAAAUAUCGAGAAGUAAUCGAUGCAUGUUGUUUAGAAUUCGAUUUACAGAUAUUACCUAAUGGUGAUUUAACAGAGAUUGGAGAAAAAGGUGUUACGAUUAGUGGUGGCCAGAAACAACGAAUUAAUAUUGCGCGUACCAUUUAUUCUAGAGAAGAUAUUAUAAUAUUAGAUGAUCCAUUAUCAUCUGUUGAUUCACAUGUCAGUAAAGACAUUUUUGAAAAAUGCAUUCUUGGUCUUCUUAAAGAUAAAACAGUGGUUCUCGUGACACACAAACUUGAUAUACUUGACAAAGCGGAUAAAAUAAUUUAUCUUGAAGAUGGGGAAAUUCAAGAAAUUGGAAAAUAUUCAGACAUGAUUUCUAAGCAAGGUCGUUUUUAUCAAUUUGCUGAAAAAUUUCUCAUUACUCAUAACGAAUAUGAUGAUUUUUUGAAAAAGGCACCUGAAACAGUCAUUUCAACGGAAAAAGAAAGAAAAAUUAAAACAUUAAUGCAAAAUGAAGAACGUGAAAUAGGCUCGAUAAAAUUUAAAGUAUAUAUUAAAUAUAUUAAAGCAGCAGCGGGUCUUUGGAUCAUUCCAAUAGUUAUUCUUUUAUUAUCUAUUUUUCAAUUUUCUAGUAUUGGAAAUAAUCUAUGGUUAAGCUUUUGGAUGAAAAACCAAUUCGAAAAAUCUGCGGAAUUUUAUAUGAUAAUAUAUGCGUCAUUGGGCUUUAUCGAACUAAUUUUAUUUUUUAUUAUUGAACUUUUUCUGUUUAAUAUUGGAAUACGUGCUAGUACAAACAUGCAUUAUAAAGCUAUUCAUCGUGUUUUUCGAUCACCUAUGUCAUUCUUUGAUACUACUCCUUUAGGACGAAUUAUCAAUAGGUUCACUAAAGAUAUUAAAAUUCUAGAUAUCUCGCUUUCUGAUACUUAUUUGUCUUUUCUUCUAACACUUUCAUCAAUCACCGCUAUUUUCAUCCUUAUUAUUAUAUUUUUGCAUUACUUUUUUAUUGCACUUAUAUGUUUAAUGUCAUUUUUUUUCAUUUUAAUGACAUUCUACAGAGCAUCUUCUCGAGAAAUAAAACGACUGGAUUCUUUACAAAAAUCAAGCCUUUAUGCUCAAAUUAAUGAAACAUUAACAGGUCUUCCUAUAAUACGUGCACAUGGAAAGCAAUCAAAAUUUAAAUUAGAAAAUCAUAGAAGACUAGAUUUAUCAAAUAGCGCCUAUUUAUUAGUAUUUGCUAGCCAACGAUGGCUUGCUUUAAGAUUAGAUACAAUCGGAGCCAUGAUUUCAUUAUCUAUUACUGUUUUAACUGUAGUAUCAAAUAUUAAUCCAACAACUUCAGGUCUUAUCCUUUCAUAUUCCCUUCAAAUUAUUGGUAUUAUGUCUUGGAUGUUAAGGCAGUUUUCCGAAUUUGAAAUUAAUAUGAAUUCAGUAGAAAGGGUUCAUCAUUAUAGCGAAAAUUUAAACACAGAAGCACCAUUAAUAAUUCCAGAAAAAAGACCACCACCUGAUUGGCCUCAAAACGGUGAAAUUAUAUUUAAUAAUGUCUGGCUUAAAUAUAUGGAAGACCUUCCAUAUUCAUUAAAAAACUUAAAUAUUCAUAUUACUAAAGGAGAAAAAGUAGGCAUAGUUGGCCGUACGGGGGCAGGAAAAAGUUCUAUUAUAGUAGCUCUUUAUAGACUCGUAGAAAUAUCUAAAGGCUCAAUAACAAUUGAUGGAAUUUCUAUUUCAGAUAUAGGUCUCCAUGAUUUAAGAAGUAAACUAUCUAUUAUUCCACAAGAUCCAAUACUCUUUGAAGGAACAAUUCGGUCAAAUCUUGACCCAUUUCAACAAUAUACGGAUCAAGAAAUUUGGGAUAGUCUAAAAAAAUCAUGGUUUCUAGAUUCCAUCAAAGAAUAUCAUGGCAAAAAUGAUGAAGGAUUAUCAGAAUUCAAUUUAGAAUGGCAUGUAGAAGCUGAUGGACAAAAUUUUAGUCAUGGACAACGUCAAUUAUUAACUAUGGCAAGAGCAUUAUUACGAAAAUCUAAGAUUGUCAUUUUUGAUGAAGCAACAUCAAGCAUUGAUGCUAGAACAGAUUUAAAGAUUCAACAAACUGUUCAAACCUACUUUAAAGAUAUAACACUUUUAUGUAUAGCAAACAGAAUUAACACUGUUAUUAAUUACGACACCAUCAUUGUUAUCAGUUCAGGUACACUUGUUGAAUUUGGUCCUCCAAAAGAACUUUUUAAUAAAGAAGAUGGGGCCUUUCGGUCUAUGUGUAUACAUGCAGGAAUAACAAAUAUAUAAACAACUAUAUUAAAACAUUUCUUUAUUCAAUAUUCAACUAUAUAUU
This is a messenger RNA of Pneumocystis carinii B80, 4220 nucleotides long. RefSeq lists its product as hypothetical. Bases 47 to 4174 code for a protein of 1375 amino acids. The record is from RefSeq and is a predicted model, not a curated record. Gene Ontology annotation, cellular component: membrane. Gene Ontology annotation, molecular function: ATP binding; ABC-type transporter activity; ATP hydrolysis activity. Gene Ontology annotation, biological process: transmembrane transport. Lineage: Eukaryota; Fungi; Ascomycota; Pneumocystomycetes; Pneumocystales; Pneumocystaceae. The transcript has 17 exons.